Molecule: messenger RNA, 1536 nt
Organism: Botrytis fragariae
Lineage: Eukaryota; Fungi; Ascomycota; Leotiomycetes; Helotiales; Sclerotiniaceae
Product: putative tetratricopeptide repeat protein 15 protein
Exons: 2
Coding region: 1-1536 (511 amino acids)
Cellular component (GO): Golgi apparatus; TRAPP complex
Molecular function (GO): protein binding
Source: RefSeq, a predicted model, not a curated record
AUGGAUCGAAACAAGCAGCACUUGGCUAAUCGCAUAGCAGCUUUACCCAGACGACCGACAAGAGGCCCGUUAGAUAUCAACGAUUCACCUCUGAAUAGUCCCUUGUCGCCUACAAAUUACAUUAAUGCCACACAAACACGAACACUUUCACCAGGCGGCCCGGCACCAAGAAGCCGAACACCUAGGCUUCCGUCACCGAGUCCCGGUUCGAAUUUAUCAACCAACACUUUCAUGACAGCUCCCACAUCGCUCUCGCCAUCACAAAACACAUCAUUUCAAUCAACAGUCUCAACACUUCAGAAAGACUUUACAUAUCUCUUACGCCCAGAAAUCUAUCAUCCUCUACCCGUUCUUGAAAUUCCACCACCAUUUCGUUCUUCCCCAGCUUCAUCACUCCCACCUAACCCUGAUGUCAAUACUCUUUCGUCACUCCUGGCAGCGGGUUAUUUUCGAGCUGCGGCUAUUUUGAGUGCUACGCUAUUAACAUCGAAUCCUGGACCCUCAUCACAUGAUGAGAUUUUCAACCUCUUCUAUAUCCGUCUAGCAUGUCUUACGCUCUGUAAUCAGACACAACUUGCGGCUCAAGAAGUUAAAGCUCUCGAAGACCUUAAUGCUGCUUACUAUCGAGAUGAUGAAACGGAUACUCAUAUGGUAGGAUGGGAGCUGAGGGUUUUGGCAGUUCGAUUGCAAGGCAUGGGAUUAGGGGAUGCGAGAAGAGGUGUUAUGGGAUACUAUGAUCUAGCUAGAGAUGCUAGAAGUAUGUUGACAAAAUUAAAGAAACGUAAGGCAGCUGGUGAUGUCUUAGAUGGUGAGAUCGUGUUAUGGGAAAGCAGAUUGGCAGAUUUGGGUAUCAGAGUUGCGAGUGCCCUGAUUGAGAUGGAAGAUUUAGUAGGAGCGGGGAUGCAUUUGAAGACUUUGAAGGUCAAUGAAGAGGGAGAUGAGGACUUAAGGGCUAAAAAAGCAUUACUCUGGUUAUGUUUGGGGGACAUUGAUGCUGCAAGGGAGUGUCUGAAGAAGGCGAAUGGAGGAGAAUUCAAGGCGAAUGAAAUAGAUGGAACAAUCAGAGCUCUUGCUUUUGUUGCUGAAGGAAAAUAUGAGGAAGCAGUUGUCAUCUGGGAAGAGCUCAUUGCCAACGAGGAAACUAUGGCUGGAAAAGGAGAAAAAGCUAUGUGGAGGCAAAACCUUGGUGUCACAUUAUUGUACUUGGGUCGUGGUGAUGAGGUAUGGAUCAUUCCCUUCCCCCAAUACCUUUUUUUCCUGCUACGAUCACCACUUCUUCCACUAUGGAGCCCGCUACAUCACACAUACUCACAAUUCGACCAACAGGCAAGAACUAUUCUCGAGUCACUCAUUGCAGAAGACAAUUCUUUCCACGCUUUAACAUUCAACCUGAGUACUAUCUAUGAAUUAUGCACAGAGAGAUCAAAAACGUUGAAGGUUGCGUUGGCUGAGAAGGUUGCUGGGAUGGUGGAUAUAGGGGAGAAUGAGGGAGUAGUAAGAGGAUGGGAGAAAGUUAAUGGGGACUUUAAAUUGUGA